Oppia nitens is the source of this 2503-nucleotide messenger RNA. Its product is annotated as ABC transporter G family member 20-like. The transcript has 15 exons. Gene Ontology annotation, molecular function: ATP hydrolysis activity; ATP binding; ABC-type transporter activity. Bases 98 to 2503 code for a protein of 801 amino acids. NCBI's taxonomy places the organism in Eukaryota, Metazoa, Arthropoda, Arachnida, Sarcoptiformes, Oppiidae. Gene Ontology annotation, cellular component: ATP-binding cassette (ABC) transporter complex; membrane. Gene Ontology annotation, biological process: transmembrane transport. The record is from RefSeq and is a predicted model, not a curated record.
CAAAAAAAGUGACGUUAAGUGACACUAACAACAAUAACAACAAAGUUAUACACAAAAAAAAGUUUUGGGCAUUAAUUUGCACUAACCAUCCAAAGAGAUGCCAACCCAAACACAAGUGGACGCCACCGGGGAUGAGGUGGACAAUGCCGUCACACUUUGUUCAUAUAGACCAGCCUAUGACCGCAAAAUGAGUGUCGCACCCAUACAUCGGACAGCCGUCGAAGUUCGUAGGGCUCUACUAUCCUACGGAAGGGGUUCAAAAGCAAAGGUCAUACUCAACCACAUCAAUCUGAAUGUACCCGAAGCCAACAUAUACGGUUUGUUGGGGCCGAGCGGUUGCGGCAAAACAACAUUAUUGAGAUGUAUAAUCGGUCGGAUAAAGCCAGACCAGGGUUAUGUCCGCAUAUUUGGUUUCCAGCCCAAUGAGCCGGGUAGCCAAAUACCUGGACCGGCAAUAGGCUAUAUGCCACAGGAAAUAGCGGUUUACGAUGACUUUAGUAUUGAAGAAACAUUAGUAUAUUUUGGGCGUCUUUUUAGACUCGAAUCCAGAUUUUUAAAGGAGAGAAUUGAAUUUUUGUUAGCCUUUCUGGACCUACCAAUUAAGACACGUAUGGUUAUGAACUUAAGUGGUGGUCAGAAACGACGGGUAUCGUUAGCGGCUGCCUUAGUCCACUCGCCACCACUUCUUAUACUCGAUGAGCCAACAGUAGGUGUGGAUCCACUACUUAGACAAAGCAUUUGGAAACAUUUGGUAACAUUGACCGAAACCGAGAGAAUAACUGUCAUAAUAACGACCCACUAUAUAGAAGAGGCCCGACAGGCAAAUGUUGUGGGACUCAUGAGACAGGGAAAACUUCUGGCAGAAAACUCACCAAAAGAGCUCAUGUCUCAGUACAGCCUAAAUACUCUCGAAGAUGUCUUUCUUAAGCUUUGUAUGACAGACAUGUCCAUCAAAGCGGCCGCAUUGGCCACUAGUACCGGAUUUACACCUCAAACACUAUCUGUAGCCGAUGCUAACAACAAAACCAAUAAUAAUAGUCAAUCGCUUCAUCCACAUUAUCAUCAAAUGGCUACCAAUGGUGAUCUCAAAAAUGGUGUAAAGUUUCCAUCAGUUUUUUCACUGUACACCGGAAAUAAAGAAACGAGUUAUACAUUACCACCGACGCCGACACCACUUCGGGCCAAUAAUAACAAUUCAACCACACAUUUAGUUCAAGAAGACAAUCGGCUAUUUAUUAAUCCAAUACAAUUGGGAACAAUGUCUAGAGGAGCCAAAUACGAUUCCCGACGACUGGGUUUCAAAGAGUACUGUGCGACAACCUAUGCCGUCACGUGGAAGAACUUUAUCCGCACCCGAAGGAAUAUUCCUUUAUUACUAUUUCAAUUCGCAUUACCGGCCAUUCAGGUGAUCCUAUUCUGUCUGUGCAUUGGUGCCGAUCCAUUCAAUAUUAAUGUUGCGAUCGUUAACGAGGAGUUUCCACCAUUUCUGAGUCGGAUAUUUUUGGACAAAAUAAAUCCWCAUCUUGUUAUUCAAGUCGUAUUAUUAUUGAUAUCUCAUUUGACAUUUCAGCACAAUUUCAGUUCAUUUGAUGAGGCAAUCGCUGCCGUCAAGAGAGGAGAGAUGUGGGGUGUCUUAAAUAUUCCCGAAAAGUUUAGUAUAAGUCUUCAAAGAAGGAUGAUAUUAGGCGAAGAUGUAGAUAAUGUAACCAUUGAAGGCAGUACUAUAAGAGUAUACCCGGACCUCACGAAUCAACAAAUAUCUUAUACAAUGGAGCGGACGUUUCGGGAGGCCUUCCAGGCCUUUGCAAAGGACACACUAAACAUAUUGGGUCGCAAUCCAGCCUUAGCUGAACUACCUAUUGCUUUGGGCACUCCUGUAUACGGUGAUGCUGCUAAACAGGGCUAUCUUGAAUAUAUGGCACCGGGAGUUGUAGUCAGUAUAUGCUAUAUAAUGGCCACYGGAUUAACCGCAUUGGCCUUUAUUAUUGAACGAAGAGAUGGUCUUUUUGAACGUAGUCUCGUUGCUGGUGUGGACACCAUUCAAGUACUUAUAGCUCACUCGUUGGUCCAGAUCUUUGUGAUGGUUAUCCAAAUAAUACUAGUAUUGGUGUUUGUAUUCUUAGUAUUUGAUAUACCAAGUCGUGGACCAUUUGUUUGGGUCGUUAGUCUGCUUCUUCUUCAGGGCGCCACUGGAAUGGCAUUUGGUCUGGUAGUGUCAGCCCUAUGCCAACAGGAAAAUACAGCAGUGAUGAUGAUUUUGGGCACAUUUUAUCCAAAUCUUAUAUUAAGUGGUAUUAUUUGGCCGUUAGAAGCCAUGCCUUAUUGGAUCCGAUGGUUUAGUUAUAUUCAACCGCAAACACUGCCAACUGAAACAUUAAGACAUGUGUUGUCCCGGGGCUGGGAUUUAGAAAAUUCUGGCGUUUGGAUUGGAUUUUCAGUUACAUUCUGUUGGCUAUUCUUUUACUUAAUAACCGCUGCGAUUAUCUUCAAAAUUAAAAAAUAA